This is a messenger RNA of Juglans regia (Persian walnut), 1880 nucleotides long. RefSeq names its product UPF0481 protein At3g47200-like. Bases 55 to 1671 code for a protein of 538 amino acids. NCBI's taxonomy places the organism in Eukaryota, Viridiplantae, Streptophyta, Magnoliopsida, Fagales, Juglandaceae. The record is from RefSeq and is a predicted model, not a curated record. The transcript has a single exon.
AACAGCAAUUAAUAUUAAUUACCAGAUUGAAGUACUACUGCGUUGCUACUUGCAAUGGCCGAAUCGAAGAGAGGUGUGAUCAGAAUAGACGACAUUGGUGAAACAAGCCAAGGCCGCGACCAACUUGUCAUUUCCGUUAAGGAGGCACAGACGCAGAGCGGUUUAGUCCAAUCCAGUGUCAGAGAGGAAAGGUUUGAAUUGUUUGAGAAGGAGGAGAUCAGUGAAGUCCGAACAAAAUCCAAAACAUCAAAAAUACAGAAGGUUAUAUUCUUACUCCGAGAUCACAAACAUUUCGUCAAGUACUAUGAGCCAAGAGUGGUAUCAUUGGGUCCUAUCCAUCAUGGAAAGGAAAAGUAUCAGCUUGCAGAGACGUUCAAGCUUAUACUGGCAAAAGGAUUUGUCAAAAGUAGCGGCAAGACUAUUAAAGAAAUAUGCAAUAAGAUUGAGAAGAUUAUUAAGGAGCUCAGGGAGUGCUUCGAGGAGGAGGUGACGAAGACGUAUAAUGAUGUUGAUCUCGCCUGGAUAUUGGUCGUCGACGGCUGCGCAAUCUUGCAAUACAUAUACCUUGCUGUUGAAGGCAAGCUCAAAGAGUUGAAUAUAAAACAAGACAGUGUAGCCUUCUGUCAACAGGAUUUGUUCUUGCUGGAGAACCAAGUUCCCUAUCGUCUCCUCGAGAAGUUAAUGAGCCUGAGCCAGAUGAAAGAAAAGUUAGAGAAAUCGAUUGAUAAAUUCAUUAGAAUUAACCAGAAUAUGGUACAAAUGAAUCAGCAAUCGAUCAAAGAACAAGCUGGAAAAUCAGGAGAAGGUAAAAUGCCAAGCCAAGAACAAGAUGGAAAAUCAGGAGAAGGUAAAAAGCCAAUCCAAGAACAAGAUGGAAAAUCAGGAGAAGUUAAAAAACCAAGCCAAGAACAAGAUGGAAAAUCAGGAGAAGGUAAAAAGCCAACCCAUCUUCUCGACCUUCUGAGGACAAGUCUCUUGGGCCCGGCAAGAAAACCAAAGACAGAAAAGCAGCCCUCACGGACGCAGCAAAAGAACAACCCAGAUUGGCAAUCGUAUGAUUCUCAAUCGUAUCGCAACAUGCAGGAGCUUAUAGCAGCAGGAAUCCAUGUGAAGCGAAGUGAAGGUAAUUCCUUGAAAGACAUAUCUUUUAGUAGAAAAUUCAACUUCUUCCCGGGAUUCCUCUCGCUUCCUCCACUAAUAGUGGAUGACUCGACGGGGCCUAAGUUCUUGAACUUAAUAGCCUACGAAAUGUGUCUGGACUUCCAAAAUGACUUCGGCAUCACCUCGUACAUAUCCUUCCUCGAUUUACUCAUCGAUGAAGCCAACGACGUCAAGGUACUAAGGAAAGCACGCGUACUCUUCAACCACCUCGGCAGCGACGAAGAAGUGGCAAAGCUCUUCAAUGAGAUUGGCACCGACUUAGUGCCUAACAUGGGCGAGUAUAAGAAUGUCAAGUGGCAGAUUCAGGAGUACUACGACAACCGUUGUUUGAAAUGGAUAGGUGAAUUCUUUCACAAUCAUUUCAGCAGCCCCUGGACGGUGCUUGCUUUUCUUGGCGCAUUAUUCGCGCUUGCUCUGAGUGCCACUCAGACUUGGUACGCAGUGGACUCUCCCCCCGGGCCCUGCGAUAAGUUCUGCGAGAAAUUCGAUCAAAACUUACGAAAGGGAUGAUCGAAGCUGGUACUCAUAAUAAUUAAUUUGUUCUUGGUUUUCUUUUGCAUGCAUCUAUGAUCAUCUUAUCUAAAGGAAAUGGCUUCUUUGCCUCGAUAGGGCGGUUGUUAAGAGUUCUGCAUUUGUCAUGAUUUCGCAUAUGGUCAUUCCUCCUAAGACCAUGUUAAUUAGUGUAUUGAUUUGUUUGUUUUGGUUGUGCAACGUCGUGU